Molecule: messenger RNA, 9222 nt
Organism: Pangasianodon hypophthalmus (striped catfish)
Lineage: Eukaryota; Metazoa; Chordata; Actinopteri; Siluriformes; Pangasiidae
Gene: spina
Product: spindlin-Z
Exons: 6
Coding region: 640-1425 (261 amino acids)
Biological process (GO): gamete generation
Source: RefSeq, a predicted model, not a curated record
ACAUAUCACCAAACAUGUUACUGCUUCGUGAGAACUGUGAAACAAACCGACACAGCUUUUCGUGCCGCACUGUGAGGCUGAGUGGAGGCUUUUUUUGUUUUCCUCUCCAGACAUUUUGUUUUGUUUUCAUUUGAAAUGUGGUUCUUGUCAGACAGGCAGCGUCGCUUUUUUUUCAUUUUUUUUUUUUUUUUUUUUUUUUUUCUACAGUCCCUCCUUUGUUCGGCUGCUGCGGGGAUUGUAAAUAAUAGCCAAGCAAACAUGGCUGACAUUGCUCACUGCUUACAGAGCUAGCUGCCUGGCUAACGUUUGUGAAUUUCAGCUCUGUAGGUUUGUCUAUGGCCCUUUUCAAAUGAAGUGGCUAACCUUAUUUUGUGUUCUCCUGGGAUAAUUACGACCUCUGCAGUCGGUAAAGGUUAGCUGAGGUUUUAAAAGCCCUUCUACAAAAAUAAAAGACUGGAUAACCAUCACCUGAGAGCCCUGAGUGGGCUGCUGAUAACACCAGAUUGGACUAUUGGAUUACCUGCCAGCAUCUUUCCUUUUUCACCCCAUUUUCACCACACCUUUUUUUUCAUUAGACAGAUUUGAAUUCAUAUUUUCACCCUAGUUUGGCAGCAAGGCUGCUCCCCUACAUCCAGAUGAAUGAAGACCCCAUUCGGGAAGAACGCAGGCCAGAGAUCCAGAGCUGAUGCAGGACAUGCCGGUGUCUCUGCAAAUAUGAUGAAGAAGAAGAAUUCCCACAAAAAACACAAAAGCAGCGUGGGGCCCACCAAAGUGUCUCAACCCCGGCGAAACAUAGUGGGCUGCCGCAUACAGCACAUCUGGAAGGAGGGCAGCGGAGCGGCGUCCCAGUGGAAGGGCACCGUGUUAGACCAAGUGCCAGUCAACCCAUCCCUCUAUCUAAUCAAGUACGAUGGGUUCGACUGCGUAUAUGGCCUGGAGCUGCACAAGGAUGAGCGAGUGCAGGGGCUGGAAGUCCUGCCGGAUCGUGUAGCUUCCACGCGCAUCAGCGACGCACAUCUGGCUGACACGAUGAUAGGCAAGGCAGUGGAGCACAUGUUCGAGACGGAGGAAGGCUCGAAGGACGAAUGGCGGGGCAUGGUGUUGGCCCGUGCACCCAUUAUGAACACAUGGUUUUAUAUCACUUAUGAAAAGGACCCGGUCCUCUACAUGUAUCAGCUGCUCGAUGACUACAAGGAUGGAGACCUGAGGAUCAUGCCAGAUUCAAACGAUUCUCCCCCCGCGGAGCGAGAGCCCGGAGAGGUGGUGGACAGCCUCGUCGGCAAGCAAGUGGAGUACGCCAAAGAGGACGGCUCCAAACGGACUGGCAUGGUCAUACACCAGGUGGAGGCCAAGCCCUCCGUCUAUUUCAUCAAGUUCGAUGACGACUUUCACAUUUACGUGUACGACUUGGUGAAAACGUCAUAGGCGGGCAAACGAGGCGGAGAAAGAAGGAGGUCCAGGUGGUAGCCCAAGAGGAGAUUGACUUCGGAUGUGAUCCACAAACUCUGCCAAAAGUCCUCACGGAACGUUUCUUUGCACCAUCUUAAUGGAGAUGCGGUGAUGGAUAUUUCACUGGAGCCUUGGAUUGCCACUAGUUAAGUGUCUUUUUCUCGUUUCCACAUGAAGGGAUGGGUGUUGUUUUUGACAUGUUACUCCCUAAACAAAACGUAGCUACAUGUUCAUAUCAUCAUUUUUUAGUGUUGUUCAUUCCUGUUGAAUAACAGGCGUACAUCAUUUCCACUCGUGAAUGGGAGGAUCGGAGGUCAGCCUCCAGCUCUUACUUUCGAAUCGGGCACUUUGACGACUGAGAGGCUCAGCUUUUUAAUCGCUGAAAAUUUCAUUUGCUUUGAUGCAGUUCUACCAUAUAGCACAAAGCAGUGGGGAUGAAAAGCUCAGUUACUCCCACCAAAUCACACGUACUACAAAUUUUACUCAUCUGUUUGAUAGAUGAUGCGUAUUUGUAGUUUGCUCACCAGCUUCUUUCAUACUGUGUUGUAUUUGUCCGGUUUUUUUUUUUGUUUUUUUUUAAAUCAUAGAUUCCACAUUAUUCCAUGAUCUGUUGAUUAUUGUAAGCACUAAUGUUUUUUGCCUUUACUACAUAUUGGAGCACUUGGUUAUUUUUGAAAGAUACAUGAUUUAUCAAAAUUCAGCCACUUAUUUGAUAGCCAUUUAUGAGCAUUCAUUUAAAAAAAAAAAAAAAGGUGAACAGAAUUGAUUAUAUAGUUCUCGUGCUAUUCAGCUAUGGCUCAUUGAUGCCUUCGUAAUUGUGUUUUUAAAUGUAUUUGCAAUUUGUAUUUCGUGAUAUUCGUGGAUGGCUCAUAAUUGUCUUAAUUUUAUUACGCAGUAUAUUUUAUUUCACUACAACACGGUUAGAUUUUCACUUCAUUUGUAUUCAUUUCCGAAUGAAUACGCGUAGAAAAAUUGGCCAAAUAUUCCAAGAAUAUUCAGUCAAGAUUAACAAUAGUAAGAAAACUGCAAUAAUAAUUUAAGUAUUCAGGUAGUGCAUCGCAACCCAUUCUAAUCAUAUUUGGUAAAUAAGUAGCUACUUACACAGUUAGCCUUUUGAGAUUUUUUUUUUUUUUUUUUUUUUUUAAACGCUGAAAUGUAUGUGCCUCGCUGUAAAAGACAAGUCUGCUUUUCAUAUUCUUCUUUUGUACGUUCCUAAUAGAGCUGUAUGUAUGAUGACCUGAGGGGCUUUCUCUCCUCAGGAAUGUUACAGAGUUUAAAGUAACGCAUAUACACUCGCAGCCACAUGUUAGUCAUUACCUCAUGCCUUUUUUUUUUUUUUUUUCUUUCCUUCUCAUGAGUGUCCGUUCAGCCCGCUAGAUUUAUCCUGUUAUUUUUAAACAGUGUUCACUUGCAGUCCGAAAAAAGAAAACAUAAAUGUAUAUAAAAAAAAUUAAUAAGGGCACGGAGAGAACUCUCUCACUUUUGAUACACACAACAGCGUUAUUUCAACCAUAGACAGUGGAAAUGAUGUCACAGCUGUUUAACCGUACGACCUUAACGCUUAGCUUACCAAAAAAAAAAGAAAGAAAGAAAACAACAAGAACAACAACAACAAAAAAAAAAAGAACUGCUGUCCAUUAAACCAUUGUGAUUCAUAUCCAUUCGGGAAGACUGUAAGAAAAUCGUAUGCACCUUCAGUAACCAUUGCAGCUUUGCGUACAUUUCAGACUUGUUUCAGCAGUGGCAUAUGAACGUGUCAUUAUGCAAACGGACGCUCAGUUGGACGGUUCGGCCUUUUCUUUACACUUACCUACUGUAGUAUUGUACCGUGUUUGAUGUCCGGUCAACGUGGGAAAUUCAAACGAAGAAAAAAAAAAAAAAUCUGAAUGCUAGGCCAUUCUUUUUUGCAUGAUAUGAGUAGAGUUGUAAGUGUACGUCAGUGUGAUGCAUGUGUACCCGUCUUUUCUUUCAGUUCUUUGUUUCCUAAAUGGAAAGCUUAUUGUGUUUAACAAUUGUGGAAAUCCUUUUUUUUUUUUGUUUGUUUGUUUUUUUUUGUUUUUUUUUUUUUUUUUGUUUUAAAUUCUCGCCCAUUUCUAAAAUGAAAGUGUUUUAUUUUCUACUACGCUCUAUCAGAUCAAAUGCACUGGUGUUUUAUGUGGAGUGCCAACUGAAGGGCAAGGUACCAGUGUUACACAGCAUUUGAGGGAUCAUAUCUACUCAACACGUAAAACAGUACACGUCCAGUCCCUUAGUUAGUACGAAAUUAAUCCAGGGGAGGCGAUAGCUUAAUACAAGAAACCUGUAUAGGAGUUGUGUAAGUGUAUGCUUGUGUGUGUGUGUGUGUGUGCGCGCGUGCAUGUGUGAAAUUUCAUACUGUAUAUCGUACAUAUCUAAUUCAACUUUGUACAUUUGGAAGUAAGAGAAAGGGAAAGUGUAUUUUUUCCUGCUCAAUGCACACAGUGAGAGAGGAAUACAAAAUCGUCAAUAUGGUCCCUUUGAGAUGCUGAUGCUCUUUGAUUACUUUGUUAAAAAAAAAGGAAAAAAAAAAGUGCAAUUUGAUGAUUGUCACAGAUACAUGUAUAGAUUUCAUGUUCUUCGCUUAUAUAGCUUCUAUUGGACGGCAUUUUCUUUUUCUAAACAUUGUAGAUAGUUCAUUUUAUUUGCAUUUAGAAGUAUAAACACAUUUUAAAACCUGUUACUUAAUUCUGUAAGUAAUUUUUAUAAUUAUUAUGUAAGUCUAUCCUUAUAAGAUAAAAAAUAAAACUUCAUGUGAAAUUCGAUAUGACUAUAUCUUUUUUGAAAUAACGGGCCCAGCCAUUUUAUUUCUGUGGAAAGAUAAUUUAAUUACAUUCACAUUACAUGGGGGGGAAAAAACCUGAUUAUUUACCUAAAAGUGGCAUAGUUCUGAUUUUUUUUUUUUCAUAGAUGCGUGGGUAAUAAACCUUAUAUUUUAAAUAUAAAUAUAAAUCUUUAAAUAUCUGAGCAAUACUUUGUAAGUUUUUUGGAAUCAUCUAGCUUUCCGGCCUGUAAUUAUACACAGCACUGUCCGAUUGUAACUGUGCAAAGAAUAACUAUUUUAUUGUUGUUGUUGUUGUUGUUGUUGUUGUUGGAGGAUGUCGUGGCAGACCUUAAGAUGUUGUAUCCUGCUGUUGGCUUGGGAAUGUCUGACAUCUAUGGCUGGAGAUAAAGAAGUCAUGGCUGAGCAUGACCCUCACCAGGAACCAGAAGGAAUAUUAAUAAAUGAAUUAUUAUUAUUAGUAGUAGUAGUAGUAUAAUUAUUAUUAUUAUCUUGUUCAUCAUAGUUAAUGACUUUGAAUCAAGAACAUGAUUAUUUAGAUAUUUACUUUGCUUCUAUGAUUUUAUAUACACAGUCAUAUAUAGAUAUACACACACACACACACCAAUCAGCCAUAACAUUAAUACCACUGGCAGGUGAAGUGAAUAACAUUGAUUAUCUCAUUACAGUGGCACCUGUCAAAGGGUCAGAUAUAUUAGGCAGCAAGUGAGCAGUCAGUUCUCGAAGUUGAUGUGAUGGAAGCAAGAAAAAUGGGCAAGCAUAAGGAUUAGAGAGACUUUGAAAACGGCCAAACUGUGAUGGCUAGACGAGUGGGUCAGAGCAUCUCCAAAACGGCAGGUCUUGUGGGGUGUUCCCGGUAUGCAGUGGUUAGUACCUACCAAAAGUGGUCCAAGGAAGUUCAAACAGUGAGCCGGCGACAGGGUUGUGGGGGCCCAAGGCUCACUGAUGCACGUGGGAAGAGAAGGCUAACCUGUCUGAUCCCACAGAAGAGCUACUGUAGCACAAAUUGCUGAAAAAGUUGAUGCUGGCUAUGAUUAGAAAUGUGUCAGAACACACAGUGCAUCACAGAUUGCUGCGUAUGGGGCUGUGUAGCCUCAGACCGGGCAGAGUGCCCAUGCUGACCCCUGUCCACUGCCGAAAGCACCUACAAUGACUACGUGACCAUCAGAACUGGACCAUGCAGCAAUGGAGAAGGUGGCCUGGUCUCAUGAAUCACAUUUUCUUUUACAUCAUUUGGACGUCCGGGUGCGUGUGUGUGUUGCUUACCUGGGGAAGAGAUGGCACCAGGAUGCACUAUGGGAAGAAGGCAAGCUGGCAGAGACAGUGUGAUGCUCUGGGAAAUGUUCUGCUGGUAAACCUUGGGUCCUGGCAUUCAUGUGGAUGUUGCUUUGACACGUACGACCUACCUAAACAUUGUUGCAGACCAAAUACACCCCUUCAUGGCAACGGUAUUCCCUAAUGGCAGUGGCCUCUUUCAUCAGGAUAAGGCACCCUGCUACACUGCAAAAAUUGCCCAGGAAUGGUUUGAGGAACAUGACAAAGAGUUGAAGGUGUUGACUUGGCCUCCAAAUUCCCCAGAUCUCAAUCUGAUCAAGCAUCUGUGGGAUGUGCUGGGAUAUAUAUAAAUAUAUAUAAUUUUUUGAAUAAUUUAUUUAUUUUUAUGAGUAUUGCAUCACCUAAACAGAUUACAGGCAGAAGGAAGUAAGUGUUGUUGUUUUUUUUAAAUGUACUGUUAUUAACGUCCCCAUAGGAUAGUUUUGACAAAUGAUCAUAGAACAAUGAAAUAGUCUUUAAUGCUGCCGAGUGUUUGCUUUCAGCCUGCAAUUCAGCAAGCUCUCAGCCUGGUGCAAAGUGGACUUCCUGGCCCAAGGAGAUGCCUCUUCUAAAAAUAAAUAAAUAAAUAUACUUAUCAUGCGAGCUUUAGUGGCUGCUGUUGUGAGUGCAGACCAGUGACCAUGUAUCUGGGUGUACAUGGUAACGAGGUGAUCACAGGGAAGAGGACGCUCAAAAUGACUGGGAGUAAGUAAGUUUGUGUUUUUAACCACUGCAGUAGUUUAAGCAAAGAUGUAAUUUUGUUUAAUUUUGCAUGCAUACAAAAAUGUAUUUAAAAUGUAUUUAAAAUAUAUUUAAAUGUACUUUUUCAGUGUGCACAUAAAUAAUUGCUAUUCAAACAAUAGAUUUGUUUGUUCGAAGUUUAUCAUUUAAAACAUACUGGUCAUUUGAAUUGCAUUUGUCUGAAAUAGUUUCUAUUUUGUGCUUUGCCCAGUAUCUUAGUGAAGGUAAAAUACUGUUUAUUAAUGGAUUGAUUUAGAUUCUGUUGAACAAUAAUCAUGCUCUUGCAGACACGCAGGUGUGGACAGAUGUUGCCUGGCAUCUCCUAUUGACCCUUGCAGAGCACUAUAUCAUCAUCUUCUUCCCCUUUUCACACUGUAGAUGGUUGUCCUCAUUUAUGAAUACACAGAGGUUCUGGAUGAUGCAAAAAAAAAAAAAAAAAGUAGCAGCCACCUUGAGGACAAAUAGCAGUUGGAUUUCUAGAGGCUUCAAGAAGAGCUAGAAGGUUUGGAAUAUGAUUAAGGACACAUCUGGCCUUGUAUGUAACAAAUGUUACUAAUAAAUUUAUAAAAUAGAUUGUGAAACCAUGUCCUACAGAUGUUCGAGCUCAACUACAACAAAAGUUAUAUUGUAUGGCCAAAAGUUUGUGGACACCUGACCAUCACACCUAUAUGUGCUUGUUGAACAUCCCAUUCCAGAUUUAGUCCUCCCUUUGCUGUUAUAAAAACCUCCACACUUAUGCAAAGGCUUUCCACUAGAUUUGGAGUGCGGCUGUGGGGAUUUGUGCUCAUUCAGCCACAGGAGCUUUAGUAAGGUCAGGCGCUGAUGUUGGGUGAGGAGGUCUGGGGUGCAGUCAGCGUUCCAAUUCAUCCAAAAGGUGUUCAGUGGGGUUGAGGUCAGGGCUCUGUGCAGAACACUCGAGUUCUUCCACUCCAACCUUCUCAAACCAUGUCUUUAUGGACCUCGCUUUGUGCACAGGGGCAUUGUCAUGCUGGAACAGGUUCGGGCCUCUUGGUUCCAGUGAAGGGAAAUUGUAAUGCUACGUCACACAAAGACAUUCUGUACAAUUGUGUGGGUCCAACUUUGUGACAACAGUUUGGGGAAGACCCACACAUGGGUGUGAUGGUCAGGUGUCCACAUACUUUUGCCCAUUAAGUGUAUAACAAUAGAAUACUUAAAAAUUAUAAGAAAAUUUAAGUACUUCUGAGUUCAGACUUCCCACUUCUGAGUUAAGUUGAGUGCAGGAUUAUGUUCACACAUCUCAUACUACAAAAACAUCAUACUAGUGUCACAUUAGGAAAAGAUUUUGCUGAUGUCAACUCUGUAAUAAAAAACUCACAUAAUUAAGAUUACAGAUCCCAAGUGUGAGAUUUAAUUAUGUGAUAAGUUCAUUUAAACAAACCAGCAAGUAAAUGUCAUUUUUAGUGUACGUACACUCACAUUCAAGCAUUUGUCUCAAAAGUGUGUGCAUGUGUUUGUGAGCGAGAGGAUAACAUGCAAUAAUUAAAAAUUAAUUAAAAAUUGUUAUGAACGGAGGUUUAAUAUAUUGUGAACAGAAUUGUGCUAUAGGUUCGCCAUAUCUUCUCUCCAAAAUUUCGAUUGAAUAAACCAAGUGUCUGAUCAACUGAAACAUAAUGAGCUCUGUAGCAGACACAGAGCUCCAAAGUCGGCUAAAAUGGUCGGUUUCCGCAGCCUUAUUUUCAGGCAUAGUAGAUCACAGAGGCGUGGGGAUGGUGUUUGAACACUACUGAAGUGCUUUUUUUAACUAUAAUAACAUGGUCAUGUAACAAUAUAAAGUAUAAUGUGUGUUUGUCAUUGCAAACUGGAGCUAUCAGUCCACUAUCGAUCACUUAACAGGUGCUGAUGAUUCUCAUCUCGGUAAUGAGACAGGACUCUCACAGGCUCUCCACGAAAGAACGUGAUUGUGUGACCAGCAUGCUCACUAUAUAUUUAACUCUAUGUAAUUACAUUAAAUGCAUAAUUAUUAGAAUGCUUAUAUUGCACAUUUCCAUGAUGCCCAUUUGUGCAAUCCGAUGCAUUAUAUCAUGGUGGAUCGUUACAGAUCGGCCUGACUCAAAGCAGAGUCAUCUUUACCAUCACAUAGCUGAUUAUUUUCCUAAAACAGUAUGUCCUAAAGUGUUUUAUUCCUCUUAGACCACAGCAAUUUGCCAGCGAUUACAAUUUUAAUUUAUAACUAUUUAUAGUUACAUUUAUUGUUGUGGAAUGUCUGUAAAAGAAGUUAGUUCCUGUUAUCACUUAUGUUAUAGCAGCUAAAAACUUGUUUCCUCACCAGCCUCUCUUUUUUUCUGUCUCUCUUGAAGUUAACGUCAUGUUACCAAGAAAGCGGAAACUCCUCUGUUCUGAAGAUUCUUCCGUGAGUGCUACAAAGCAUUGACACUUCCAUAAAUGUUAAACAAGCAUCUCCUUUUAGAAAGUUUCACCAUAUCAACCAUUAUAUGUUAUUCUUUGUUAAAAACGUUAACACAUUUUUAAUCGAUUUAUUGAUAGCCUUAGGUUAUGUAGAAUGCCCACCAUAAAAGUCCCAGUGAAUGUUACUAUAUAAAUAAUAAUUUAUAGAACUUAGCAUUAGCGCAUUGAUAUAUAACCUGUGAUUUGAAUUACAGCCAGAACUACUUUCAGAGAUGCUGUAAUGUAAGGACUAACACAUGCUGGUAUACAAAAAUAAUGCACGCUGGGGUGACGGGUAGAUUGUUGACAUGCAGGUGGAGUUUUUAAAAUGUAAUUAAUAUAUGAAACGUUGCGCAUUUUAAUGAUUUAUAGUUUGAUUUGAUGUUGUGGAACACAUGAGAGACAAGUUAGUUCCUGGGCUCACUUAUGUUGUGUGUGUGAUAAACACACAUUCCCUCAUCAGCCUCUCUCUUCUCUCUCUCUUUUCGCUCUCUCUCUCUCUCUCUCUCUCUCUC